This is a messenger RNA of Danio aesculapii, 5154 nucleotides long. RefSeq names its product family with sequence similarity 83 member B (gene sack1b). NCBI's taxonomy places the organism in Eukaryota, Metazoa, Chordata, Actinopteri, Cypriniformes, Danionidae. Gene Ontology annotation, biological process: epidermal growth factor receptor signaling pathway. The coding region runs from base 176 to 2908 and encodes 910 amino acids. The record is from RefSeq and is a predicted model, not a curated record. The transcript has 5 exons. Gene Ontology annotation, cellular component: cytoplasm; membrane.
AGCACUUCUCCUGUUCAGACACAUUCAGGGUUUAUCAGAGACUAACAAACUCCCUUUUGGCUUGUGAAAUACCUCAAUGUUUCACCGCAACACAGAAUAAGAAUGCUAAGAGACGCGGCGUGAUGAGAUCCUCUUAAGUCUUUCCUAAGGCUGUGUGGUGUUUUGAGGACUCCAGAUGGUCACGGUGAUGGAAUCCGACUUUUCUCUGCUAUCCUCCUCAAAGGGAGAGUUCAAGCCUGAAGAUUACAUACAGCCGCAUUACAAGGAAGCGUAUCGGUUAGCCAUAGACUGCCUGGUCAAAGAUGGAGAAGCGUCUUAUCAGAGUUUCAUCAAAGAAGAAGGCAUAUGUGAUUUUCUCUCUCGGGAGGAGAUCCAGCAUAUAUCAGAAAACGCUGUGCAGCCGCCAACCGGAAACCACUCUGAGGAGGUGGACUGUCCGCGAGACGAUACCACAUCCACGGGGACAUAUUGGCCCACUCAUUCUGACACCGAACCACCAAACUUGGAUUUAGGCUGGCCGGAUGGUCCGCUCAGAAAAAUAGAGACCAGCAUUGACCUGCUAUUUCACCCACCGAGGCAGAACAGCCCGACUAUCAAAGAAGUGAUCCGGAAACAAAUACAAGACGCCAGGCAGGUCAUAGGCAUCGCGAUGGAUGUUUUCACUGACGUAGACAUCUUUAAAGAAGUGGUAGAUGCCUCUAUCAGGGGAGUUCCUGUCUACAUUCUCCUCGAUCACAAUCACUUCAAGAGCUUUCUGUCCAUGAUUGAAAAACAGGACGUCCAGAUACAAAAACUCAGGAAUAUGAGGAUACGGACAGUGAAAGGCCAGGAAUACUGCUGCAAAUCUGGGGUGAAGUUUCAUGGGGCGAUGGAACAGAAAUUUCUUCUUCUUGACUGCCAAAAAGUGUUUUUUGGAUCAUACAGUUUCAUGUGGUCCUACGAGAAGAUCAACCUCAGCAUGGUUCAGGUCAUAACAGGCCAAUUAGUAGAGACCUACGACGAGGAAUUUCGGACUUUGUUCGCUCGAUCCACAAUCCCAGAGCCGUUUGCUGUUAUAAACCAAGCUGAUAUAAGGCCCAAUGGCAAAAUGGAUGGUUAUGCGAUCAAUUCCAGCAACCCCUUCGAAAGGAAUGAUCAUUUGCGACACACACUUGAUGCCGUUUACAGACAAACCUGUGAACGGAGAUCAGGAUUUUCAACACUGAGAGAAGUUGAAGAAAGGCCACUUAUUACACCACACGCUCGACUGCUUCAAGACACGUCUGAGUUUUACAAAAGACACAGCUACGCCGGAGAACGCCAAGAGCCUGUAUAUCAGCAUAAAGUCUCCAAAUUUGGCUCCAGCAACUGGAACAUUGCCGCAGAAAGCAACCGCUAUGGUGGAUACGUCAACAAUGCGGACAAUCAGUAUGAAAGCUACAUCGUAAAUCCAAUGUUCAGAAGCUCAAACAUGCGUCAGUCAUAUCACGGGCAUGACAAACAAAUCCUCAACAUGAGGCAAAACCUGCCUAGUUUGGCAAACACCUCCAAAUCUUUCCUUCGGACAUGGAGGAUAGAGUCGUACCUCAAUAACAACAAUGAUGCACCCUACGGAGAGAACUACGAUUAUCUGGACCAAUACGAGGAGAAUAAAAUGGCUCCUCCGCAACACUCUCGCAUCAGGUCAUCCAUGGUUUUUACAUCCACCAUACCAGAACAACCGGAGACCAACAGCUACUCCAAUAACUCCAUGUCCUCCAGUUAUGAUCCGGCGCAAAUUCAGUCAAACGCUCAGAGGAUGUAUUCAUCAACGCAGUGGAAUCAGGCAGACAUGCUAAAAAGGCGCAGUUUACAGAUUUUGGAAAACUCCGGGAUUAAUAUGACCUACAAUUCUGGGAGAGAUGCAAUAUAUGCGAGUUUAAACCGAGCCAAAAGUAGAUUCGCAAUCCAAGAGCAAGAUGAUCGUUAUAAAAGGCACAGUUUGGCUGAACCUAGAUGCAAUACGUAUAACAGCGACAUAAACGAGACCUCUGGGUACAUGUACGCUUCUUUACCGAGAAGGCAACGAAGUUGUAUUACACCGACAAUUGAGAAUCCGAGAAUUCUGCCAAAUUUCAAAGAGGACCAGAGAUCAGUUUCGCAUCAAGAUUUCAACAAGGCAGAUGAGAGUGCAACUACCUCGAGAAACACGUGGCAGGAGCCUCCAGUGAGAACUGUGUCAGCUUCGCUUCUGGACACGGAGGAAAGUCAACCUUCAAAGCCCAACAGCACGUCAUCCCAGCACUUCUUCAAAAAGAGCAGCAAGAAAAUCAAAUCCCUUCUAAACAUCCCGCAAAAGAGCGACAGCUCGAGCAAGGGAAAGAACUCGGAGAGUCUCAAAAUGGGAAGCAGCACUGAUACGAUUCUCUCGGAUUGCGAUGAGAAGAAACGACAUGCUAGCACUGCCAAUUCCAACAAAUCCGUGGAGAGCGGCAAACUGAGACGAGCUAAUGGGAAGAUUGAGAAUCACUCUAGUGGCCUGGCGGGAGAGAAAUCUACUCCUCGGUUUAGUACUGAAGAGCUUCAUCCGCCUGUGAAUGCGGAGGCUUCCGAAACGCAGAAACAAUCCUCGGUUGUUGCUCCUAAUGAGAAGAAAGACUCAACAAUAACAAGGCUGGAUCUGUUGCCAAAGCAGCAAGCACCAGCAAACAGGCUGUACAGCAGGUUUGAGCCACUUUGUUCAUUUGAACCCCGGCAUCCAACAGCAGGCCAACCUUCAUACAUGUCUGCGCAGAGCCACGCCAGCGAGAAAACCAGGAAUUCUGUCUUCUUAAGGAGACCGAUGAAUGAGCACAACAGUUAUAUGAACCAGCAGACACAGGGACAUGACAACAGAUUUGGACGUUUCAUUCAAAGGGUUGGGAAUUUGAUACACAAGAACAAGUACUGAAUUAAGCAUGUAAAGGAUGUUGAGGGGAACAAAUGGAAUGAUUAUUAUUAGACAGGUUUGUCAUGCACUAUCCUGCACCUUCCACUGGUCAGAUUAAACAUACUUUAAAUACACUGGUGUGAUUUUAAAUGAAAUUAGGCCAAUUUGAUACAAGAACAAGCACAGAAAUGAGCAUGUAAAUGAUGUUAAAGUUGAAGUGAACAAAUGGAAUUGCAAAAAUAAAAUUCACAAUUAAUUAUUUUUAGACCUUAAGCCUCUUCAGAGUGCUGCUGAAUACAUUUUAAUUCAACUUUCCUAAAUUUUACAUCCUGAAGAGCUGAAAACAGAUAAGAGACUAUUGCAUUGACUUAUCCCAGAGCUAAUGGCUGUCCUAUUUUCAAAAUAGGAGUCCCACAUGCAUAGGCAAUAUAAAAGCUGUGCUAAAUGUAGAAAAUAUGUGUAAUUGUUGCAAUCUCACUAGAAAACUUUGUGGCCAAUCAAACGCUGCCUGAGGCAUGCAUAUUAAUCAACCCAGGCUCAUUCUGAAAACGUACCUCCACGGGCGUUUCUGGAGACCGCGAAAUACGUCGCGGCGGCACGCUUUUCUGCAGUUUUUGUUUUUGCGAAUCCACCAGAGGUCGCCGUGUACGCUUUUCGAGAUCUCAAAUUUCCCUCGCGAGUGCCAUUCACGCCUGUUGUUCUCGCGUAAACCCACCAGAGGCCGCUGUCGACUCACUUUUGGACAGACUUUCUGACUGACUGAGCGAACAAUCGGCUGACCCACCCUCCCCAUUCCCUAAACCCAACCAAUUUUAUCGAUUGACCCGCUCACCCGCUUCCCUGAACCCAACCAACACGUUUCAAACGCAAUCCAAAAUAAUAAAAGCCCUCAUCUGACUCUUUUUACCACAUCCUCACCCUGCUAUUCACUAGUUUGUUUUAUAUUUUGGAUUCAGUUUUUGUCUUACCUGCUUUCUGGAACCGCUCUUCACCGGACUCGAACCCCCGUCUUCGUGGUCAACUCCUCUCUGCAUCUCAAAUCCGCCGACGGACGUGGCGCGCUAACGGGCAAACUAGUUGCAGCCGGAAUGCCGUCCAUACGGAGGUAAGCGGUCAGCUGGUAAGCGCGAAAAGGAACGGCAUCACACCGCCCCGUAGCGUUCGUUUAAAAAAAUGAAAUGCAGCCAUACGUACCUCCGCCUACAUAAUUCGCUGUCUCCAGAAACGUCCGCAGGGCUACGUUUUCACAAUGAGCCUGUGUUGAUAUUAAUUAUGGCGUGAGGAUCAUAAGAGAAUGUGUUUUGUUCCAUUCAUUCAUUCAUUUUCCUUUGGCUUAGUCCCUUAUUCAUCAGGGGUCGCCACAGCGGAAUGAACCAUUAACUAUUCCGACAUAUGUUUUGUUCCAGUUGGCCUGUUUUUCACCAUAAUUGUACACUCACUGGAUUUACAUGAGAAUGAGGAAACAAUGGUCUUUGAGGCUCAUGGUAUGUCAGUAACAUGUACUGAACUCUCAAACAACUAUGCUUAAAUCAGUUUCUCAUUCUUUGGCACUUUUAAUAUCCACAAAAAAUGACACACUUUGGCUUUGACAAUGAAAAAACGCAAUGUUUACUUGAACACAUCAGUGCUUAUGUUUGCCAGCGUUGAAGGACAAUGCUGCAAGUGCUAUUUUGUACACUGUUACUAUUUUGUACUAAUCAUAUUUGUACAUUUAUAAGGAUGUCUUGAAUGGGAAUAUGCUGUUUUUAUGUUUGUGUCACUUGAGUAAUUGCUGUCGUGACAUUUUACCUGAGGUUGACACCUCUAAUUUGGUCUGAUUAAAAGCUGUAGCAAACAUCCAUUCAAGCUUUAAUUGCAGAUCAAUCUGUGCAAACACUUUCCCACAAUUACUGUUGUCGUAAAGUUGACAUUGAACUGCUGGAACGAACGCAAGAUAAAUACUCACUGGUUUGUGGCUAAUUGGUGCUUAGGUGUCUUUAACAGUGACUGACAGAUACUGGCUUUACACAAUAUAUAGGUCAUGAUGUUGCUUGAUUAAAUUGUGUUACAGCUACAUUAAAACAUCUGUAUUUCAGAAUAAAAAAAAGUGAAUUAAUUUCACAAGGUGCAUAUUUACAGUACAUUAUUGUGGAUUUGAGAAACAUCAUCAAAAUGCUAUCUUCUUGCUAUUGCAGCUUCUUUUUUGUAUGUUUUUUUUUUUGCUCAAGUACAAUCACUGUUGCUUUUAACCAAACAGGGUAUAUAAAUAAAUGAACGGCCUUGAAAUA